Molecule: messenger RNA, 984 nt
Organism: Eptesicus fuscus (big brown bat)
Lineage: Eukaryota; Metazoa; Chordata; Mammalia; Chiroptera; Vespertilionidae
Gene: NPBWR1
Product: neuropeptides B and W receptor 1
Exons: 1
Coding region: 1-984 (327 amino acids)
Biological process (GO): neuropeptide signaling pathway
Cellular component (GO): membrane; neuron projection
Molecular function (GO): neuropeptide receptor activity; neuropeptide binding
Source: RefSeq, a predicted model, not a curated record
AUGCCCAACGCGUCGUCCUGGGAGCUGGGGCCCUCCAACGCGUCGGACCCCGGCUUCGCGCUGGGCUGCCCCAACGCGUCCAGCCCGCCGCCGCCGCCGGCGGCCGUGGCCGUGGCCGUGGCCGUGGUGUACGCGGUGAUCUGCGCCGUGGGGCUGGCGGGCAACUCGGCGGUGCUGUUCGUGCUGCUGCGGACGCCGCGCAAGAACGUCACCAACCUGUUCCUCCUCAACCUGGCCGUCGCCGACGAGCUCUUCACGCUGGUUCUGCCCAUCAACAUCGCCGACCUGCUGCUGCGGCGGUGGCCCUUCGGGGAGCUCCUGUGCAAGCUCACCGUGGCCAUCGACCAGUACAACACCUUCUCCAGCCUCUACUUCCUCGCCGUCAUGAGCGCCGACCGCUACCUGGUGGUGCUGGCCGCGGCCGAGGCGCGCCGGGUGGCGGGGCGCACGUACGGCGCGGCGCGCGCGGUGAGCCUGGCGGUGUGGGCGCUGGUGACGCUGGUGGUGCUGCCCUUCGCCGUCUUCGCCCGGCUCGACGAGGAGCAGGGCCGGCGCCAGUGCGUGCUGGUCUUCCCGCAGCCCGAGGCCUUGUGGUGGCGGGCGAGCCGCCUCUACACGCUCGUGCUGGGCUUUGCCAUCCCGGUGACGGCCAUCUGCGUCCUCUACCUCGCCCUGCUGUGCCGGCUGCGAGCCGUGCGCCUCGACGGGCAGGCCAAGGCCCUGGGCCGCGCCAAGAAGCGGGUCACGGUGCUGGUGGCGGCGAUCCUGGCCGCGUGCCUCCUCUGCUGGACGCCCUACCACCUGAGCACCGUGGUGGCGCUCGCCGCCGACCUCCCGCAGACGCCGCUGGUCGUCGCGGUCUCCUACGGCAUCACCAGCCUGAGCUACGCCAGCAGCUGCCUCAACCCCUUCCUCUACGCCUUCCUGGACGGCGGCUUCCGCAGGAGCCUCCGCCGGCUGCUGGCCUGCCGCCCCGCCGCCUGA